CAAGUUUACGCGCGUGCGUGUUUGCUAUCGCGAGGCUCUAUCCUGUCUUGUCAGUCGGCAUGAGUUUCUUGCUGCCUCAGUUAAACAGCAAAAAGGAAGUGGAUGAAGCGAUUAAGAUUGUGGCAGAGAAAGUCCUGGUUCUUCGCUUUGGUAGAGAUGAAGAUAAUGUCUGCCUGCAGUUGGAUAACAUUCUUGCAAAAACAUCUCAUGAUUUGAGUAAAAUGGCUGCAAUUUAUUUAGUGGACGUGAGCAAGGUUCCAGUGUACACCCAGUAUUUUGAUAUUAGUUAUAUUCCAUCAACUGUCUUCUUUUUCAAUGGGCAACACAUAAAAGUGGAUUAUGGAUCUCCAGAUCAUACCAAAUUUGUGGGAAGUUUCAAAACAAAACAAGACUUCAUAGAUUUGAUUGAAGUGAUCUAUCGUGGAGCGAUGCGUGGAAAACUCAUUGUACGAAGCCCAAUUGAUCCGAAAAAUAUUCCCAAGUAUGAACUUCUCUACAAGGACAUUUAAAUGCCCUUUCUGGAAAUAAAUGAAAGUUGGAAUGGGCACAUCCUAAAACUGAUUAUGCCAUGGCUUAUUUGAACAUGUGUCCCAACUAAGCCAGCAAAAAGUAUUCUUAAUCUUUGCACGAUCAUAUUGGUCAACAUCAAAACAGACAGAUUUUCUGUCAUUAUUUUCCUUAAAGUUAUGUAUGUCAACAAUUGCUGACUUUUAGUUAUUAGCUUAUAGCCUACAUCUUACUCUUAAAUUAUUAAAUAAAGGAAUCUGCUCUAAAGCAAACAAGUAAAUAAAUGCCUUGGACUAUAAACAAAAAUAGAAACUUUUUCACACAAGAUAGAAAGGCAAAACCAAAUAAAUCAUUUUGUAGCUUAACAUGAAAUAAGUUACAAUUAAAUAAUGACUUAGCAUGCAUGAACCUAGCCAUAGAAAUCAUUUAAGAGUUUGUUUUCCCUUUCCUUUUUGACCUAGAGAUAGUGAGAAAAAAUGCUGUAAAUAUUUUUGCCUUUAUCCUGCCUGUCCUGUUAAGCUUUAGCUCUAAAACCAUUCUAUCAGCCAGAAUUUGGAGCCCAUGUGAGAGAUGUAGUGAUAAAAUCUUUGACUUUUAAAGAUAAAAUAAUGCCAUGGAUGCAGCUACCAGUAGAUAGCCUGCCUCCUGUCCGCCUCUAAACUUACUACCUGAGUUCUUUGGGGGGAGCUGUUUAAUGCCUGUUUUCAUGGUUUUAAACAGACUUAUUAUAGGAUGGUUGAGGGAGGAAUAGCAGAAUUGUUCCAUAAAGUAGGAGCAGUGAUUCUAGUUGUGAGGAAUGGAACUGAUGGCAAGAUAAGAUAAGAAUUUUAAAUGGAUAAUUUAAUCUUUUCUGUUAGGUGCAGGUCAUUUUAGAGAAAAAAAUAAAAAUAUGAUUUGAUUAUGGUGUAUAAAAUUGAAACCUGGCUAGGGGAAUAGAUGAACUCUAUCUUCUCUUUCUAUUGUGAAGUGGGUUCCAGAAUAUUGGGAGAACAGAUUAUAGCUAUGGUUCCUAAAAAUAGGUUAUUUUUACCAGGAUGCCUGGAGAGAAUAGAUUUUUAUUCCUCUUUCCUUUUCUUCAGAACUCCAGGAUAAGGUAAGAAUUUUAUUUGUGUAUGGUCCUCUGAGUAAUAGAUUUCAUAAAAUAGUAUGACUGAUUAUGGAGUCUCUAGUUUAUCUAUUUGUGCAAUUCCAUUUUAAAAUAUCAGUAAGAAAAAGUGCACAGAUCUUUUAUACAUAGACAUAUACUAUAGAAACCUAUAGCUCUAGAAUCAAUCCCCAAAAGCUACCUUAAAAACCAUGCUGUUACUAUCCUCCAAGGUUGCCAGAAGAAGGAACAUAUUCAGCUCAGUAGACAAACUAUUCCAUAAGUGGAGAGCUGAGGUUGAGAAUACAUGAUAUAAGGCCACCCUUCUGCCACAACGAUUGAAACCCCUGGUCAGGAUUCUUUGUAGACUGGUCAUCUAAAUAACACAGAGUAUAUUUGGAAAAGACAAGUGUCUUAAAUACUCAAGGCACAUAGGGCUUUAAAGCUGCUGACCAGUUCACUGGGAAAUGGACUCCAACCAGUACAAGUAUUAUAUUCCAGAUAAGUUGCAACUGGUUUAUCAGACAAAGGCCCUCCUGGUCACUCUUAUGUGUAGAAGCUGAUUGUUCAAAAAGAUCCCAGGUUUCAAAUUUGCAUUACAGAGAGCACAACCCAGUAAAGAGUCAAGGAUGAUAGAAUCCUGGAAUCAGAAGGAUUAUGAUAUAACAACCAUUCUGUAAUACAGAAUGAAGUUUGAGUGUGUUUUUCCUUGACAGCUUUCAGGCACCAACAUGGGAACUUUACAGUAUCUUCCACUGAGCCUGUGGCAAAUCUGUAUAACUGGAUAUUAUAUUGGUGAAACUAUACCCUUAAGCAACAAGUUAUCUGUCCAAGAUAUUUCAUGUAGAUUCAAAUCUUGGUGCCAAAUCCCACAAUACAUUUCUGGUGCUAUUUGAUGCAUUCCAGGAAUUCAUAGCUGCCAAAACGAAUAUAAUGCUAUCCUAUUUAUUCCAGUGCUGAGUCACAUUGCUGUUUUCAUGCUGGGUCUGAUCUUUUGCUCAAAGCACAAGGGUGGUGGCCAUUAGAGUUUUUGUGUUUUACAGUUGCUUAUGAAGGUGAUUUUGUUAAUCACCCUUGGAGUAGGGAACUCUUCAGAGUGAAAGACAGAAUCACUCCUGAACAGCUCUCUAGUUCUCUUCAAAAUUAGUUUAUAGUAUACAGAUAAGGUAGAUAAUUAGAACACAGAAGAUGAUUCAUAAACUACUAAGGUACAGCAAUCUGGUACUAUGCUGCAACUAUAUGUACAACAAAUAUGCAUUUUUAUUCUGUGCUUUAGGCACACCCAGCUUCUAUCCAACAAAAUUUUCCCAGGUAG
Molecule: messenger RNA, 2906 nt
Organism: Pseudonaja textilis
Lineage: Eukaryota; Metazoa; Chordata; Lepidosauria; Squamata; Elapidae
Gene: TXNL4B
Product: thioredoxin like 4B
Biological process (GO): mRNA splicing, via spliceosome
Cellular component (GO): U5 snRNP; U4/U6 x U5 tri-snRNP complex; spliceosomal complex
Source: RefSeq, a predicted model, not a curated record